Molecule: messenger RNA, 1969 nt
Organism: Salvia hispanica
Lineage: Eukaryota; Viridiplantae; Streptophyta; Magnoliopsida; Lamiales; Lamiaceae
Molecular function (GO): zinc ion binding; nucleic acid binding
Source: RefSeq, a predicted model, not a curated record
CGAUUACCCCAGUCAGAAAUCCGCUGUCGGAAAUUCAUGUGUCAACAUUUUCCAUAUACGAAAUCAUUAUCAAAGGAAAAUUGAAUUUGCAGGAUCACUAAUCAACCAUGAAUUACUUCACGCACAACCAGCAACACCAUGAUUACGAUCCCUCUUCUCAAAACCAACAAUCAUACGAUCAAUUCACCAAUAAUCCUUAUUCUUAUUCAUAUCCUUACCCGAACCCUCAAUUCGCCACUACCAUUCCUCCAUAUUCAUACCAGAAUCCCCCCGUACAACCAUCCCAGCACCAAGAACAAGAGCCUAAUCCACCUGGCGUAACGCCGCCGCCGCCGCCACAGGCUCUCCAGAAUUCCUAUUAUCAGUACAACCCUAAUGGCGGCGCCGCUGCUGUUCCGACUGCGGCCUCACAAUUGGGGGCGAUGGUUCAUCAGCCGAUUGUGCAACCCUUGUACGGAAGUGUAGGCUAUAUGGAUGGAAUGGUUCCUAGAGGAGAUCCCCAAACCCAACCUGAUCCAAAACUAAAUGUCUCGAGUUAUGUAUUUGGUGUUGAUGGAUACGUUGGAGGUCAUUCUUUGCCUAUGAAUGCAACAACACCUUAUCAGGACCAUUCAGCAACUACUUAUGGUGGAAUACACUUGCAAGGAGGGCCUUAUCAACUUCUGCCACAGCCUUCUGGUGAACCCCAUUAUGGUCAUCGAGCAAACGUAUCAGGCCGGACAAAUCGUGGUCGUGGACGCGGCAAAGGCUCUGUACAGCGGAAACAUGCAGGAGCGGUACAGUCUGGUGCAUCAAGUGUUGCUCAAACGCAGCCUUUGCAGGGUUCAGCUCAGUUGGUAUCUGUUUCUCCAGCUCCAAAAGUCGUGUCGUGUGAACUCUGCAAGAUUGAAUGCAAUACCCUUGAAGUUCUUCAACAGCACUUGAUUGGUAAAAAGCAUAAGAAAAAAUUGAAAGUCUUUGAAGAAUUGCAGAACCUCAACAAAAAGGUGACUAGUGGACAAGCUGAUCAGGUGCCUGCUACUGCUAUUCAAUCGAACUCCGAAGCCGUUUCAAUGCCUAACCUGGUUGAGGGGUCUGGCAACCAGCAACCUCAACAAGAAGUUUUACCUUCUCAAGAAAGUAAUGAGGAAAGUAAAGCUGCAGGAGAGAAACGCAAGGUAGAAGAGGCGGAACAUCCCGAAGAAUCAGCCAAAAAGGUUAGGGUGGAUGGGCAUGAACGCCUAGGACGUGGGCUCAAGCAUAAACUAAGGGGUGGUAAGAGCAACAGAAUGAUGAGGCCUUCUGCUAGGUCGAAAAGUUUGGUUCAACCGCCUAAACCAAAAGAAGUUACACCCUUAGUUUGUGAAUUGUGUAAUGCGAAGUGUGAAUCUCUCGUCGUUUUUCAAAGUCAUUUGGCAGGAAAGAAGCACAAAUCAAAAGCCAAGCGCUUCAUGAGCCAAGUUGAACAAGAACUUCCCCAAGCUCAAGGACCAGCAACGAUGCAAGGAUUCGGUGCCUACCAGGUUGCAUCUGCUCAACCAGAAUCCGUCGUAGCAGUCUCCGGAGGAGCUUUAUUUCCAGCGACUAUUGCUGCAGAAGGAACAGGAAACGUGGGAUGUCCGGUAACUGGAUCGAGUGUUCUUUAUCCCGGUGCAGAAAUGGUAGGCGUCGCUGCUGGUUUUGAGCAGGCAGUUUCGUGUGGAACAACCUUAUAUGGAGGUUCUUCGUCGGAGCAGAAUUCGUUAUUAGUAACACAGCCCCCUCCCAACUGAGCUCUCAUUUCGGAGAUUGUGGAAGCAAGAUUUUUAGCUUCUGGCAUGAAUGAGGAGUGCAACUACAGCUGUUGCAUCUUUUGCUCUCUGCAUAUUUUCUUGUGAUUGAAUUUUGAAUUCAAAUAACCUAAUUAGUUUCAGCAUUUUAUAUUUGGGAACAAAAUUGAGACUCUUUUUUUAUGGGUUAACUUUAUCAAACAAUGAUACUUUCUGCAUAA